AAUAGAUUUAUAGCUCUCAUGAAGCUAGCUGUUGCCAUCGCUGUGUGCUAGUCACGCGUUUUUAUACGGGUAAAUAUACUGUUGUGGAUUCAUGAGUUCAGGUAUUGUUACAAUGGGAUCCAAAAGGCGACGAGCCACCUCUCCCUCCAGCAGCAUAAGUGGAGGAGACUUUGAUGAGUCCACUUCGUCCACCCCAGGGAGUGCAUACAAGAGAAGAAGAGCUUCCAGUGGCACGGGUAUUGAUCAGAUGUCAGUGUGCCAUGAGUUGUACAACACUGUCAGAGAUCACAAGGAUGAGCAGGGCCGGCUGCUAUGUGAGCCGUUCAUUCGCGUCCCGAAGAGAAGAAACCAGCCAGACUAUUACGAGGUGGUGUCCCAGCCCAUAGACCUGACUAAGAUACAGCAGAAGAUCAGGACUGAGGAAUACCAGGAUGUGGAGCAGUUCACCGCAGACUUCCAGCUCAUGAUCAGCAAUGCAAAAGCCUACUACCUGCCAGAGAGCACAGAGUACAGUGCGGCCUGCCGGCUCUGGGAUCUGUUCCUGAGCACCCGGAGUGAUCUGCUGGGUGAGCAGGAUGAUGCUGAGGAGGAUGAGGAUGGAGAGGACACACCAGAUAACCCAGGGACCUCUGCUGAGGAUGAGACUCCAGCCGGCAGUCUGAAGGAGGCUCUUGAGCAACUGCUGGAGGCAGUCGUCUCCUACACGGACCCCUCAGGACGCAUCAUCAGUGAUCUCUUCCAGAAGCUGCCUUCCAAAUUGCAAUAUCCAGACUACUAUGCCAUAAUCAAGGAACCAAUUGACUUGCGUUCCAUUGCUCAGAAGAUACAGCUGGGAUAUUAUAAAAGUGUUAAUGCCAUGGCGAAGGACAUUGAUCUUAUGGCAAAAAAUGCCAAAACCUAUAAUGAACCAGGGUCCCAAGUCUUUAAGGAUGCAAAUGCAAUCAAGAAAAUCUUCAUUCAAAAAAAGACUGAACUUGAACAAGCAGAGCCCACAAAGACCAGUCUUCGCAUAAGGAACCGUAGAUCAGCUCAGGGAGAUCGUUUGUCAGCCAUCACACUCGCUCUGCAGGGUGGCUCAGAAAGCGAUGAGGACUCUAUGCUUGCAGGAUCUGUGCGGUACGAUGCCAGCGAGGCGGAGGCUGAGAGUGGGCAGUCGCGCAUGUCCUCGGGGGACCCAGUGUUCCUGCUGUACCAGGUGAUCCGCGGCGCCCGCAACCCUCAGGGGCAGCUCCUGGCCGAGCCCUUCCUGCAGCUGCCCUCGCGGCGGGAGUACCCCGACUACUUCCAGCAGAUCAAGCAGCCCAUCUCCCUGCAGCAGAUCAGGGAGAAAAUGAAGAAUGGGGAAUACGAGGCCACUGAGCAGAUGGAUGCAGACCUCAACCUGAUGUUUGAGAAUGCCAAGCACUACAACGUGCCCAACUCUAGCAUCUACAAACGUGCCCAUAGGCUACAGCAGAUCCUCCAGCUUAAGAAGAGAGAGGUGCGGGAUGAGGACGGAGACAGCAUGCUGUCCACACCACCUGACACCGGCAGUGCCAAGAAGAAAAGCCAUAAGAAGAACACCAAGAAGAACCGCAUGAAGGCCCUGUAUGCGGCUGUGACCGAGGCCCGGGAGGCUAGCACUGGCCGUCGGCUCUGUGACCUCUUCAUGGUCAAGCCCUCCAAGAAGGACUACGCUGACUACUACAAGGUCAUCCUGCAGCCCAUGGACCUGCGCACCAUCGAGCACAACAUCCGCACUGAGCGCUAUGCUAGUGAAGAGGCGCUAAUGGAUGAUCUGAAGCUCAUGUUCCGCAACGCUCGUCAUUACAAUGAAGAGGGCUCGCAGGUGUAUAAUGAUGCAGACAUUCUGGAGAAGAUCGUGAAGGACAAGAAGAAGGAGUUGGGCCCCGUGCCAGAGGAGGAUGACAUGGGUUCUCCUAAACUGAAAUUACGCAGGAGUGCGGGUGGGGUGUCCCCUAAGAAGGCGCGCUACCACACCACCCCUCUGCAGCAGCGUCUGUCCGAGCUGUACGAGGCCGUGCGCGGCUACACGGAUGCCCGCGGCCGCCGCCUCAGUACCGUAUUCCUGCGGCUGCCAUCACGUGCCGAGCUGCCCGACUACUACGCCGCCAUCAAGCGCCCCGUGGACAUGGAGCGCAUCCGCUCCCACAUCGCUGGCGGCCGCUACCAGGAUGUGGACGCGCUGGCCGAGGACUUCACCCUCAUGUUCCACAACGCCUGCACCUACAACGAGCCUGAGUCGCUCAUCUACCGCGACGCACUCCUGCUGCACCGCAAACUGCUAGAAGCCCGGCGGCGACUGGAGGAGGAGGAAGAGGGGGCUGGGGAUGAGGAAGGCCCGGGGAGAGGCAGCGGCUCAGGUGGAGCUGGCGCGGGCCCUCUGGUGCGCGAGCUCCUCCGGAACCUGUUUGUGUCGGUCAUGAGUCACCAGGACGACGAGGGCCGUUGCUACAGCGACUCACUGGCGGAGGUGCCCGCCGUGGACCCGUCACGGCCCGAGGAGCCACCCCUCAGCCUGGAGCUGGUGCGCACCAACGUGGAGCGCGGUCGCUACCGCCGUCUGGAUGUCUUCCAGGAGCAUGUGUUUGAGGUGCUGGAGAGAGCUCGUCACCUCAACAGAACUGACUCUGAGAUCUUUGAGGACUCUGUGGAGCUGCAGCACUUCUUUGUGAAGAUCCGUGACGAACUGUGCAAGAACGGAGAGAUCCUGAUGUCUCCCGCCCUCAGCUACACCUCCAAACACCUGCACGCCGACGUGGACCAAGAGAAAAGGGAGAAACUGCCCAAAGAGAUAGAGGAGGAUCGGCUUAAAAAGGAGGAGGAGAGUAAAGAAGCGGAGAAGGUGGAUGACCCAGCAGGCCCUCAAAGCUCCUACAGCCAGGGCUUCAGCUUUGACAACAGCACAUACAGCGUGGGUGACUACGUCUACAUGCAGCCAGCGGAGUCCAACCUGCAGCCCCACAUCGUCUGCAUCGAGAAGCUGUGGCAGGAUGAAACAGGAGAGAAGUGGCUGUAUGGCUGCUGGUUUUACAGGCCCAGUGAGACGUUCCACCUGGCCACGCGCAAGUUCCUGGAGAAGGAGGUGUUCAAGAGCGACUACUACAACCGGGUCCCUGUCAGCAAGAUCGUGGGCAAGUGCAUGGUGAUGUUUGUGAAGGAUUAUUUCAAGCUUCACCCUGACGGCUUCAGACCAGAGGAUGUCUUUGUCUGUGAAUCCCGCUACACCACCAAGACUAAGUCCUUCAAGAAGAUAAAGCUGUGGACCAUGCCAGCCAGCUCUAAGAGGUUGGUUCCCCGUGACGUGCCCCUGCCCGUGGUCCGUGUCGCAUCCAUGUUCGUAAGUGCUUCAAAACGUGACCAGGAGAAGCUGGCUGAGACUGUAGAGAAUGGCGUCGGUGGAUUCAUUGAGAAGGAAAGAGAAGAUGUUUCUGUUGAGGCGCCCAAUGGGGAACCAGGCUGCCAGUAUUACGACCAGUUGCAUUACAACAACUUGUGGCUGAAGGUUGGAGACUGUGUCUUUGUUCGGUCACAUGGGUUGGUGCGACCCAGGGUCGGACGGAUUGAGAAGAUGUGGGUGCGAGGUGGUGCUGCUUUCUUCUUUGGGCCCAUCUUCAUUUACCCAGAGGAGACCGAACACGAGCCCACCAAGAUGUUUUACAAGAGGGAGGUGUUCUUAAGCCAGCUAGAAGAAACAUGCCCAAUGGCCUGUGUCUUGGGCAAGUGUGUGGUGUCCUCCUUCAAGGACUUCUUGUCGUGUCGGCCAACGGAGUACGCCGAAGAGGAGGUGCUGGUGUGUGAGAGCCGCUACAUUGAGAGUGAGAAGCAGAUGAAGAAGUUCAAGGGACUCAAGCGCUUCUCCCUCUCUGCCAAAGUCGUGGAGGAUGAGGUUUACUACUUCAGAAAGCCAAUUGUUCCUCAGAAGGAACCCUCUCCUAUUUUGGAUAAAAAGAUUGAGGAGCUGGAGGCCAAGUUUGCAGACAUGGAGGAUGCAGAUGAGGAGCUGGGCGGACUGGAUGAUGAUGACGACGAGGAGGCCCCUGAGACGCCUUCCAUGCCCCAGAUGCACACAUCCAUGGCCAGCGACAUAGACAUGCCCUACACGCCACCGCAGUUGCCAGUGGUGACCGUCCCCCAGUCAACUCCAAAGAUGAAAGGCCUCUCCAAAAAGGAGGGAGCCAAGAGGAAGAUCAACAUGAGUGGCUACAUCCUGUUCAGCAGUGAAAUGCGUGCCGUCAUCAAGGCCCGCCACCCUGACUUCUCCUUCGGCGAGCUGAGUCGCCUGGUCGGCACCGAGUGGAGGAACCUGGAGGCGCCCAAGAAGGCGGAGUAUGAAGAGAGGGCAGCCAAACUGGUGGAACAGCAGGAGCGGGAGAGGGCAGCCCAGCAGCAGGCGUCCCCUAGAGAAGGUACCCCUGUGGGAGCUCUGGGGGUUGUGCCCCCCCAAUCAGCUAUGGGGAUGCUAAACCAGGCCAUGCCACCCAUGUCAGGCAUGAUGGGAGCUUAUGGCCCACCCUUCAUGCAAAUGCAGGGCCCUCCUCAUGAGGGCAUGAUGGGCAUGGGUAGUGUGCCACCUCAUCACAUGGGGGUGCCCAUGCAGCUGUCCCACCAGCACCAGCUACCACCGGGCAUGCCUGGCUACCCUGGCAUGCUGCCCCCGGGCAUGAUGGGACCAGGAGUAAAUGGCAUGGCUGGCAGUCCAGGCCCGGGUAACCAUUACGUUCAGAUGGCUGGCUUCCCUGCUGGUCAGCAACCUCCACCUCCAUACCCAGGCCAGAUGGGAGUCCCAGCACACCACCAGCCCGGCACCCCCAUGUUUGUGGCUCCGCCGCCUAAACCCCAGCGGCUCCUGCACUCCGAGGCCUACCUAAAGUACAUCGAGGGCCUGCGGGCAGACUCCUCCACCAUCAGCAAAUGGGACCAGACCCUCAAGACUGAAAGAAGAGACGCUCGUAUGACCAAAGACCAGGAGAGCCGUCUGCCCUCUCAUUGGCUGAAGAGUAAAGGAGCGCACACUACCAUGGCUGACGCUCUGUGGCGACUCCGAGACUUGAUGCUGCGGGACACACUGAACAUUCGACAAGCAUAUAACCUGUAGUGCCCUUGUAAUAUGGCACUCCUGGGCUGGCUUCUUUUAAGCUAAAAUACCUGAAAAGUUUUGAUCCUAUUUGUGAGUGUUAGUAUGUUAUUGUUUGACAGGACAAGAUAUGUUGCAGCAAUUGUGGUAUUUGUAAUAGUAUGCAUUUGUCCUCCAACCAGAGAGGAACUGUAGUUACAAAGAUAUAACAGAAGUAUUUAAAUAUGUACACAAGAAUACACUGGAAUAAUGUUUACUGUGCACCUCUCUCACGCACAACUGUGCUCCCAACACGCAGAUAGAGUUGAGUUCUCAAACAGAGAGGCCCAUUUUGCUUCUGCACAGAAAUCACAGAACACUUGUUGCUACUGAUGAAAUGUUAGUAGUUCUAAGCUUCACAGUGUUUGUUUCCAGCUCAGGUUAUUAAAUAUUUACUGCUUUAGAACCAUGGUAUUUAUACACAGGGGCUUUUGGAACUUUGGCUUUAAAACCACUCCACCUUAAUGCUCCCACUGAUGGAACUCACUGUUAGGAAUAAUUGAAAUGACCCCCAGGUAUAUUUUUUAUUCUAUGAUUUUAUAUAAAAAAUAAGCUUAGUUUUUUUUCCUCUGUUAUAUAUUUUUGCAUUAUCUAUGGUUGAAACAAUCGUGUGAAAAACGUGCAUUAAAUUCUUGGCAUUAAAUAUGCCUUGUGAA
This is a messenger RNA of Clupea harengus (Atlantic herring), 5772 nucleotides long. RefSeq names its product polybromo 1, like (gene pbrm1l). The record is from RefSeq and is a predicted model, not a curated record. Gene Ontology annotation, cellular component: RSC-type complex; SWI/SNF complex. NCBI's taxonomy places the organism in Eukaryota, Metazoa, Chordata, Actinopteri, Clupeiformes, Clupeidae. Gene Ontology annotation, biological process: chromatin remodeling; transcription elongation by RNA polymerase II. Gene Ontology annotation, molecular function: protein binding; chromatin binding.